Molecule: messenger RNA, 2696 nt
Organism: Tribolium castaneum (red flour beetle)
Lineage: Eukaryota; Metazoa; Arthropoda; Insecta; Coleoptera; Tenebrionidae
Gene: hfw
Product: halfway
Exons: 7
Coding region: 207-1652 (481 amino acids)
Cellular component (GO): voltage-gated potassium channel complex
Molecular function (GO): voltage-gated potassium channel activity; transmembrane transporter binding; potassium channel activator activity
Source: RefSeq, a predicted model, not a curated record
UUUAUGUUCACGUUUCCGUGUGCCUCAUCAAGGCCGUACCAAGGCCAUAGCAAAAGCUAUAGUAGUGUGUUAUGUUUAGGUUAAUUCUGUUAAAAACAUCUCGUCCCAUAGUGUCUUUGUGUAACUUUGUAGUAAAGGCUUAAAACAGUUCUAUGGCCAAAGAAUAAUGUGUACCGUUGAUUGUGUUCCUCUACCUGAGUGAAAAGAUGUGGAAGACACUAAGCAUUUUGCUGCUCUGUCUUCUGCUCGAACCCUCAUGGAGUCGCUUAGCCGAAGACAUCACCUACUCAUCCCUGGACAACUGCGUAACCGACCACUGUUUCCAUCAACCAGCAGAGGCAUGCCCUAGCCCUGACAGCAAGUGCCGUUGUCGCAAACUCCCAUACUGCAAAAGUGCGGCCGUUUGCUGCAACGUUAAUAAAUUCCAACUAACGGAAGGCUUGGCAUGCGCAAACAUCAGUGGCAACGGUCAUGUGGAGUCGCUGCACAUACGGAACGCCAGUCUGGACAUCCUAAACGUGGAGGACUGGAGGAAACUCAAAUAUCUGAGAUACAUGACCAUAACAGACGGCCAAAUAAACAGCGUAGUCGGGGAAUUCGCCAAACACACCAUAGUCUCCUGUUUGAAUUUAUCCUCAAACGGGAUCGUCAAUUUUGAAAAUAGAUCUCUGGUCAAUUUGUACAAUCUGAGCUUCUUGGAUCUUUCACACAACAAUUUAUCGGACGUCCCUCGGUUCAAAAAAGAUGGGAAUAUAACUCUAGACAUAUCAGCUAAUCAGCACAUGUUAUGCUCAAACCUAUUCGACGCUUUAAAGCGCACCGAACUCCACUUCAGCAACAUAAACAAUUCCUUUUGUCUAUUUGCCCGAACCUUUCACUGGUUCAAUACGACUGAAACUGUCCCUCUUACACAAGUGAUUGGAACACAUAAGUUGCGUAAAGAUUGCCGCAAAAAUUGCACUUGUGAGCCCUCAAGACUGGACCUAGUGUCAGGAAAACAAGCAACGAUUGCAGUGGCUGUUAACUGCUCCGGACAGAGCUGGACAUCACUGCCUUCACCUCUGCCACCCAACACUAUAGCUCUGAACGUUUCGAAUAAUAACAUAACUUCGCUGGAACUGUUCAGUACCGACUCCUCCUACCAGAAUAUUAGGGAGCUGUAUGCUGAUAAUAACCAGAUUACGUCCAUUCUCCCGCUGGAGGGGUCGCAGUUUUUGAGCAGUUUCGCAGUCCUGAGUCUUAGAAACAACAAGUUGAAAUCGCUCCCAACUUACAUAUUCUCGAACAUACUGGACCGGAAUAAUUACGUCCGGUACGUUUUUCUCGGUCUGAACAGACUCCAGUGUGAUUGUAACACGGCCAAAGUUUUGAAGGUGUGGCUGUUGACGAAGCAGAAAAACAUCCCCGAUUUCGAAGAAAUCUACUGUGAUAACAUGGAUAUGAAAGUGAUAGAUUUGAACCCUUCCAAGCUCUGUCAGACGCAACAAGACUGGACUGACUACAUCUACUACAUCAUCACCAUAGAGGUGGUGCUUCUCGUGGGUCUGAUUGCCAAAGUCGUUUACGAUUACUGUGUUUUUAAAACCUCCGGUUAUUUGCCGUGGCCGGCGAGCAAAAUGCCAAAGUUACCAUGCGAUUGGUUAUGUGAAUAGUUUUAUUUUAGUCGCAACGAUGUGCCUGUUAAUGCUUCCGCCUUGUAUCAUGGUUGUGAAAUGUUUACUGUAGUAGGGAUUAGUGUAGGAAGUUUUGUGCUCUCAAUCAAGUUUGAAACGAAAAGUCUGACACACCAACAGUCAUAUUAGUUUUCUAGACUCAAAUCUAAUACGAAAAGACAGUACAAUUGCGGAAAUUUAAAUAAAUUCGCGAAUUUAUUUUAAAUUUUCUAUCUUAUUUACAAAUUAUGAACUAUGGCUUUAUAUGUCUUUUACUGUAAACUAUUUUUCUUCAUUAGGUUUAUGCAACUUUAGCUCCGUAUGUGUUUUUAUUUAUUGUCUUCUUUUGAAAACACUGUUUUUAACAUCACUUUCAGAAUAUUAAUCCUCUAAUAUGUUAUUCCCUUUUAUUUGCUUAUGCAAAUAUUUUCCUAAUAAUGUGCAAUUGUAUAUAUUUCAUUUUUUACAUUAUCUACGGUAUGUCUUUAUUUGUGCAACUCUUCCCUUUAUAUUUUUGUUGUUUAAUUGCUCAAUUUAUAGUAGUUGUUUGUGUUUUUUGUUUUGAUAUUUAUUUUAUUUAUUUUUUUCCAAAUUGUGGUAAAAGACAAUAUAUCAAGUAUACCAAUUGAUUUACAAUAAUUCCGGUGUGUAUUUACUAUUUGUUGUAAAAUACAUGAACCGCCUAAGUAUGGGUAGCAACAAAAUGAACUCUGUAAUCAUUAAUACUUUUUGGAAUGUAAUUUAAUUGUGUUUACUGUAAGCACGUCCAAAUAUUUAAUUGUAGUCGUUUUACAGUUUUUAUACUAUUAAGUAAUACUCAUCCAAGGACAAAAUCAAAAAUCGUCUACGAAUUAUCAAAACGUGUCACAGCUUUUUAGUUUUUACAAAUGUAUGGUCAAAAAUUGUUUGAAAUCUCUUUACCCAAAAUUUUUAUUUUAUUUAGCAUAUUUUACUUACUUUAAGUACAAUAUCUUGUUUGCUAAUGUAUAGAUAAAUAUUGUUUCUUUUGUAAUAUUGUUUCGUAUAAUAAAGUGUCUUAUCAAA